This is a messenger RNA of Adineta ricciae, 1083 nucleotides long. Lineage: Eukaryota; Metazoa; Rotifera; Eurotatoria; Adinetida; Adinetidae. The record is from the annotation of a GenBank genome assembly.
AUGUUUCUAGGAGUUUUGGGAUACUUGGCAACUGGCAAUGGUCCUAACGAUAUCAAAGGUAAGUAUGGAAUACUUGAUCAACGAAUGGCUCUUGGUUGGGUCAAAGAGAACAUCAAUGCAUUUGGUGGUGAUCCCAAUCAGAUUACACUAUUCGGACAAAGUUCUGGUGCGCAAUCAACUGCUCUUCAUUAUGUAACUAGUGAAAUGCAACCUUUUUUUCAACGAGCAAUUAUCCAAAGUUCUCCAAUGACUGUUCCUUUCAGAACAUACUUAGGCAAUGUGGCACUGACGGUUCUUCUUGCUGAACAAUUGCACUGUUCUCCGAACAAUUUUACUUGUUUUCGCUCUCGAUCAGCUGGUGAAAUCAUUACUGCUCAAGCACAAGUUAAUCAAAAGAUCACUUCGUUGAAUCCAUUGUCCUUCUUCGAACCAUGGUUACCAGUGAUUGAUAAUGACAUUGUUCAUGGAUCGCUUGUUAACAUAAUUCAGAAUGUCUCAUUUCCAUUGAAACCAUUAAUUAUUGGUACAGUAACAGAUGAAUGUUAUGAUAUGGUACAUGUCGCAUGGAAUAAAAGUGUAACAAUCAGUGAAUACACUGCAUUGGCUAUUGGUCUCUUUGGAGAAAAAGCACUAAAAAUUCUAGAACAUUAUCCACCACUUAGUUCAGAUGAUCAACGACCAAAUAUUGUUCGUAUUGCGACAGAAUGGAUCUUUACUUGUUCCACUCGUCUUUUCGCUCGAAAAGCUGCAUCAUAUUCGUAUGUAUUCGGUUAUCCAUACAAUAAAGUCAAUACAUUGAAUUGUCCUGAUCAUGCUUGUCACGGUGAUGAAGUAGCUUAUGUCUUCCAAUCGUUUUGGCAACGUUUCACUGACAUUGGUCGAUACAUAUCGCAAGGCAUGGGUACUUAUUGGACAAACUUUGCUAAAAGUCAAAACCCAAAUGAUCCAUCGAGUGUACCUUUAGCAUGGCCAAAGUACACAGAUGGAAAUGAAACAUAUCUGUUCAUUGAAAAUCCAUUUCAACUAGGAAACAGCUAUGUGAAAGAUGAUUGCGAUUUCUGGGACCAAAUCGGCUAUAAAUAG